Sipha flava (yellow sugarcane aphid) is the source of this 3468-nucleotide messenger RNA. RefSeq names its product formin-like protein CG32138 (gene Frl). The record is from RefSeq and is a predicted model, not a curated record. Gene Ontology annotation, biological process: cortical actin cytoskeleton organization; regulation of cell shape; cell migration. Lineage: Eukaryota; Metazoa; Arthropoda; Insecta; Hemiptera; Aphididae. The transcript has 19 exons. Gene Ontology annotation, molecular function: actin filament binding; small GTPase binding. Gene Ontology annotation, cellular component: cytosol. Bases 1 to 3294 code for a protein of 1097 amino acids.
AUGCGGAAUGGUGACGAGGUGAGAGUUUUAUGUUGUUUAAAGUUUUUUGUGCCGCAAGCAAAAUUAGUUGAUGUGAAGAUGGGCAACUCGCAAAGUGGCAAGUCCGAGUACAGCUCGCCAAUUUCUACUCCACAACACCAUCUUCAUUUGCCUGUAGAAUUGCCCAGGACUCAUAAUUUGCGAGCGAGCAUUCGGACCAAAGUACCAAUGCCAGACAAGAGUGAGCUAGAGAGACGGUUCACAAAAGUUUUGGCAUCCAUGAAUUUGCCUGCAGACAAAGCAAAACUUUUAAAGCAAUAUGAUGACGAAAAGAAAUGGGAUUUGAUUUGCGAUCAGGAAAGAGUUCAAGCAAAAGACCCGCCGGCGCACUACCUGUUUAGACUUCGUACAUAUUUAGAUCCAAAAGCUUCUCGAAGUUCAAGAAAACGGAAAAUGGUUGGAGAUGCUACUUCUACUCAGGUGUUAAGGGAUCUAGAAAUAUCUCUAAGAACCAAUCAUAUAGAAUGGGUUCGUGAAUUCCUUGAUGACCAAAAUCAUGGUUUAGAUUCAUUAAUCGACUAUCUAAGCUUUAGAUUAGUGAUGAUGCGACAUGAACAUAGGGCUAAGACAGAUGUAACUAAUGUUUCGACCGAAAAAAUUGCUCAAGGUAACCAUAUACAUACAAAUGGGAUUAGUAAUGGUAAUGCAACGAAUCAUGCAAGACCUACUUUAGACAUACUUGAUAGCCCUGGGAUUAAACGGAGAUCGAGGCAUGCAGCAAAAUUAAAUAUGGGCGAUACCAAAGAUGAUAUACACGUUUGUAUAAUGUGUUUACGGGCUAUUAUGAACAAUAAGUACGGAUUAAAUAUGGUCAUUCAACAUACCGAAGCAAUAAAUAGCAUAGCUUUGAGCUUAAUGCAUAAAAGUUUAAGGACUAAAGCUUUAGUAUUGGAACUUCUAGCUGCUAUAUGUCUAGUCAAGGGUGGUCAUGAGAUCAUUUUAUCUGCAUUUGACAAUUUUAAAGAAGUCUGUCAGGAAAAAAAACGUUUCCAAACUUUAAUGGAUUAUUUUAUUAACUAUGAAGUUUUUCAUAUAGAAUUUAUGGUUGCUUGCAUGCAAUUUAUAAAUAUAAUAGUACAUUCAGUUGAAGAUAUGAAUUUCCGGGUUCAUCUACAGUACGAGUUCAGUACCCUUGGACUUGAUGAUUAUUUAGACAAACUGAAACAUACAGAAAGUGAAGAGCUUCAAGUUCAAAUUUCUGCAUAUCUUGAUAAUGUAUUUGAUGUAGCAGCUUUAAUGGAAGAUAGUGAAACUAAAACUGCUGCUUUAGAAAAAGUUGAAUCUCUUGAGGAUGAACUUGCACAUGCUCAUGAUAGGUUAACUGAAUUAGAACGAGAAUCAUUAGCUCAGUUAGCUGGCUUAGAGAGUGCUCUUGGAAUGGCUCGGGCGGAAAGAGAUGCUGCAGCAGAAAGUAAGCGCGCAAUUGAAGAAGAAGUAGCAACACUGCGAAGGGUUGUUAAUGAUCAAAAAAGAGAAUCUCAAUCUAGACAGUCCAUGCUUGAAGAAAAAAUUCAAGAAUUAAUUUCACGAGGAGCUCAACCUGACUUAAGCUCCAGCAGUGGUAUUUCAAGUUGUUCUUCAACAGGCAGCAACAGUAUAUCAGCAUCACCACCUCCACCACCUCCACCCCCGCCCCCUCCACCUCCACCUACUGUUUCUUCAACAGUUAUGCCACCUCCGCCUCCUCCACAAAUAUCUCCUAAACCUACAGGUAUACCUGCACCACCGCCACCUGCCCCCCCUUUGGCAGGUACCAUGCAAGCACCAGAUGGUGCGAUGACAAUUAAGCGAAAAGUACUGACCAAGUAUAAGUUACCAACUCUAAAUUGGGUGGCAAUGAAACCUAAUCAAGUCCGUGGUACAAUAUUCAAUGAAUUAGAUGACGAUAAGUUACAUUCUGUGAUAGACUUUGGUCAGUUUGAAGAGAAAUUUAAAUUGACAGCUGCUGGUCGGGCAUUGAUAAAUGGGGAUUCUGAUCAACACGAUGGACUUAUGACAUAUCCUAGUAAACGAAUGAAAAAACAAGAUAAUAUUUCACUUCUAGAACAUACCCGUUUAAGAAACAUUGCUAUUUCAAGGAGAAAACUUGAUAUGCCUGUUGAACGUAUAAUAAUGGCUGUAAAUUCUUUGGAUUUGAAACAGCUACCUUUGGAAAAUGUUGAAAUUCUUCAGCGAAUGAUUCCUACUGAUCAAGAAGUAAAAUCAUAUAGAGAAUACCAACUAGAGAAAAAAGAUAUAAACAUGUUAACUGAGGAAGAUAAAUUUUUAAUGCAAUUAACUAAAAUAGAACGACUGGCAACCAAACUAUCCAUUAUGAGUUAUAUGGGUAACUUUAUGGAUAACUUACAUUUAAUAUCACCUCAAGUGCAUGCCAUUAUAUCAGCUUCAAGUUCAGUGAAGAAUUCUAAAAAACUACGUCAAUUGCUGGAGAUAAUAUUAGCAUUUGGUAACUAUAUGAACAGCGCAAAACGUGGUCCAGCUUAUGGAUUUAAACUACAAUCAUUGGAUACCUUAGUUGAUACUAAAUCAAGUGACAAACGCAUGUGUCUUUUACAUUUUAUUGUUGAUACUGUUAGGUCUAAAAUGCCAGAAAUUAUGAAUUUUGAUUCAGAAUUCAUGUACAUUGACAAAGCAGCAGCUGUAUCAUUGGAAAAUGUCAUAACUGAUGUUAACGAGUUGGAAAAAAAUAUGGAAAUUGUAAAGAAAGAAUGUGAGCCUCGAGGUUUUGGAAAUGCUCAACAUGUCUUAGUCCUUCGAGAUUUUCUUAGUAAUUCUGAAGACAAAUUAAAAAGGUUAAAAAAUGAGACUAAAACAGCUCAGGAAUCAUUUAGAGAUUGUGUAGAAUAUUUUGGUGAACCACGGCGAGGUACUGAUGCUAAUACAUUUUUUUCAAUGCUUGUGAGAUUUGUUAAAGCAUUUAAGACUGCCGAUGUUGAGAAUGAACAAAGAAAACGAUUAGAAGAUGCUGCAUGCCAGAUGAAAAUGAAAUCCAGUAAUGAAAACUUAGUUUCCAAGAAUAAAAUUAAUCAAAAAAUGCAGCAAGAUGCUGUUAUAAAUGAACUAAAGAAUAAAACACAAAUGGUUCAAGAAAAGAAACUGUUACAUCAAGAUGAAGUAUAUAAUGGUGCAUUGGAGGAUAUUCUUCUAGGUUUGAAAAAUGAGCCUUAUAGGAGAGCAGAUGCUGUUAGAAGGAGCCAAAGACGUCGCAUUGACAGUCAUCGAUUAUCUAGGACAUUAGAAGAAUUAGAAUUUUAAUUGUCACUGUAAUAUGAUUAUUCCAUUUACAUAUCCAAAUACUCAUGACUACAAAGUUAAGUUAUUAAGUUCCAGAAUUAAAUAUAACUAUGUAUUGUUAAAUGUACUCAUAAUAUUAUUUUGUUUGUUGUUUUACAUGUUUAUUGGUAUACAUUGAAUCUAUAUUAUAUAUAU